AGCGACGCGUCUCAUUUCUUGUGCUGGAAGUUCUCGUCUCUUGACCCCGCCCCUCCGCUCCGUGCUAACGUUAGCUCAGCUUCUCGCCAACAUCCAGUCCCGGACCAAGAGUCGAUUAGUCGAAACAGUCGUGAUGGAUCGAACAGGAGUGGAAGCAGAAACACGGAAGAGCCCGUGGGGUUCGGUGACUCCGGCAGCUCCGGCCUGUUCUCUGGCUGACGUGAUGAGCGAGCAGCUGGCCAAGCAGCUGCAUGAGGAGGACAACACCUUCCCGGACCUCACCCAGCCGGGAGCAGAUCUGCUGUCGUCGGAUGAGGCUUCUGAAACGACCAGUGACCGGAUGCUCGCCAAGAUGUUGCAGAUGCAGUUCGACCGUGAGUGUGAUGAUCAGCUGCGCCGCGAGGAGAAGAAGUUCAAUGGAGACAGCAAAGUGUCCAUCUCCUUUGAGAACUACCGCAUGGUUCAUCAACAUGAAGACAGCGGCAGCUCAGAGGACGAGGUGGACUGGCAGGACACGAGAGACGACCCCUACAGAGCAGAUAAGCCUCAGACGACGCCCCGUAAAGGGUUCACUGGAAAAGGAAAGAACAUCACGACCAAACACGACGAGGUGACCUGUGGUCGUAAGAACGCUGCACGCAUGGACAACUUUGCUCCGGAGAUCCACGUGGGCGACGGCCUGGGGAUGGACCUGAAGUUGCCCAAUCAGGUGUUCAACGCUCUGAAGCAGCACUGCUACAGCGAGCAGAGACGCAGCGCCAGGCUGCACGAGAAGAAGGAGCACUCCACCUCCGAACAAGCUGUGGACCCUCGCACUCGCCUGCUCAUGUACAAGAUGGUGAACACUGGCCUGCUGGAAAACAUCAACGGCUGCAUCAGCACGGGUAAAGAGUCCGUCGUCUUCCACGCUAACGGAGGGAGCCUGGAGGAGGAGCCGGUGCCGGACGAAGUGGUGCUGAAGGUGUUUAAAACGACGCUCAAUGAAUUCAGGAACAGAGACCGCUACAUCAAAGACGACUAUCGCUUCAUCGAUCGAUUCAGCAAACUGAACCCUCGCAAAAUCAUCAGGCUGUGGGCCGAGAAGGAGAUGCACAACCUGGUCAGGAUGAAGAAGGCGGAGAUUCCCUGCCCGGAGGUGGUGCUGCUGAAGAAACACAUCCUGGUGAUGUCGUUCAUCGGUAAAGACCACAUUCCUGCUCCCAAACUCAAAGACGCCAUAUUGGGUUCAGAGGACAUGAAGAACGCCUACUACCAGGUUCUACACAUGAUGCAGCAGUUGUUUCAGGAGUGUAAUCUGGUUCAUGCGGAUCUCAGUGAAUACAACAUGUUGUGGCACGAGGGGAAGGUGUGGUUGAUCGACGUCAGUCAGUCCGUGGAACCCACUCAUCCUCACGGCCUGGAGUUCCUCUUCAGAGACUGCAGGAACGUCUCCACGUUUUUCCAGAAGAGAGGAGUGAGUGAGGCGAUGAGUGUUUACGAGCUUUUCAACAUCGUCACCGGACUGAACAUCGCGGUCGGUGCUGAAGACGACGCUGAAUUCCUUGCAGAGAUCGAGGCGUUGCAGAAGAGGAACGAGGAUCACGUGCAGAGACGAGGGAAGAAGAGUUUCCCCAUCGCCUCUGAAGACGUCAGCCCGCCUUCAUCCCCCGGUGCAGCUGACUAACGCUCGCCCGGCUCGCUCUCUCUUCAUGAUCUUGCCGUGUUGAAAACGCUGUAUAGAGAAUAAUGGAGGAGGACGCUUGUGCCACACCCCCUCCACCCCCUCCACCAACCAACUGCUUCCUGUAAACAUGCGGGGUGGAGCGCCUCCGCCUGGCUGCAGGUGGAAUGAUUUGACCCAGUGGGAUGUUGACGUCGGAGCGUCCGGGCGGCCGACAGCCUCCUGCACAGUUUGCUGGAGCUGAGACCACAUCUUGAAUCUUCUGCUCAUAUUUGCUCAAACUGACUUCAGUCAGAAUCGUUUAUUAUUAACAGCUUUGUUAAAAACCUGAGAGUGAUCUUAACUUCUCGUGGAGAGGUUCUCAGGAUGAAGCAGAACUUUACUGAAAUGAUUAUUAUUUUUUGGGGUGAUGAUACAAGAACGACAUGUUGGGUUUGAAUAUUUGACGUAGCCUCAGUGAGUUGUAAGAACGAGCAGCAAAAUAAUGAGAUCCAACCGGAUUAACGGAGUGAAACAGUUUUAUCAAGUGAAAUAAUCCUAAAAGAAAAAUGAAAACACCAAAUGGAAAAUGUUAAAUAUUAGGAAUAAUUAUACAAUUAUGAUGCUGCUUUUAAAAGCCAAAACAAAUUCUUUAUUCUUGAUCCUUCAUCUUCUUCUGUCUGUUUCCCUCCUCAUCCUCGUGUCAUUACCAUGACGACAAACACUGGUGAGCUCAUCGAGCACAUGUUGAGAAUAAAUAAAAUGAAUUCAGAGCAAAAUACAAAGUUCAAGACGUCAUUGAGAAUAACAAGUUUUUUUCUCAAGAAUCUAGAUAAACUGCCGUCUUUAUUAAAGCUUAAAGAAAACUAUAAACUGACCUGAAGGUAAUUCACUAGAUUCUGUGGAGCAGCAACAUGUCGAGUAUGUGCGAGAAUAUUUUAGAUGAUCGAAACAUUUUGGUGACGCAUGAAAUUAUAAAGUGUGAAACAAGUUGUCACAACAGAUGUGAGUGAACCAGUUUCUUAGCUUCAUGUCAUUUCAACGAUGAAGGUUUUAAUUUGAUUAAGUGAUUUAUGAGUCUGAUGAUGUCACAUGCUGUUGAUUGACAUUAAAAAGUGAUGUGAAGUGAA
Messenger RNA from Hippoglossus stenolepis (Pacific halibut), 2769 nucleotides. It is a transcript of the gene riok3, whose product is annotated as RIO kinase 3 (yeast). Gene Ontology annotation, cellular component: preribosome, small subunit precursor; cytosol. Lineage: Eukaryota; Metazoa; Chordata; Actinopteri; Pleuronectiformes; Pleuronectidae. Gene Ontology annotation, molecular function: protein serine/threonine kinase activity; ATP binding. The coding region runs from base 134 to 1663 and encodes 509 amino acids. Gene Ontology annotation, biological process: maturation of SSU-rRNA; protein phosphorylation. The transcript is spliced from 13 exons. The record is from RefSeq and is a predicted model, not a curated record.